Messenger RNA from Aureobasidium namibiae CBS 147.97, 2133 nucleotides. RefSeq lists its product as uncharacterized. Gene Ontology annotation, molecular function: NADPH-hemoprotein reductase activity; FMN binding; flavin adenine dinucleotide binding. Gene Ontology annotation, cellular component: cytosol. The coding region runs from base 1 to 2133 and encodes 710 amino acids. The record is from RefSeq and is a predicted model, not a curated record. Lineage: Eukaryota; Fungi; Ascomycota; Dothideomycetes; Dothideales; Saccotheciaceae. The transcript is spliced from 2 exons.
AUGGCAAUCGAGCUUGCGUUUGGGUUCUCCUUCAACAAUGUCCUGACACGUCUACCAUAUGGUGCUGGGCUCGAAGACCUCGCGAUGAUGGCAAUCCUAGGCGCUGCGAGCACCGCAUACAUGUCUCGGGGCAGGCUGUGGGACAAGCCAGAUCCCUAUCAUUAUAAGUGGUUCGAGAGACCGCAAGAACAGAUGGGUGGUAAGGCACGUGCUCAACAAACUCGCAACAUCAUGGAGAAGCUUGAGGAAACUGGAGCCGAUUUGGUCAUCUUCUGGGGCUCGCAGAGCGGAACGGCGGAGCGCAUGGCCAGUCGUCUCGCCAAAGAGUUUCAUCAGCGCCUCGGCCUCAAGAGUCUGUCAAUCGAUGCAUCCGACUACGAGCCGUCCUCUAUCGCACAGAUACCAGCGACCAAGAUUUGUGUGUUCAUUGCCUCGACCUUCGGGGAGGGUGACCCAAGCGACAAUUUACAUUCGUUCUGGGAAUGGAUUCACACUGCUUCGGACAAGUGUCUAUCGAACCUCAGAUAUAUGGCUUUCGGCCUCGGGAACUCGUACUAUAAGCAUUACAACGAGGUCAUCAAAGUCGUCGUUGAACGCCUGAAUGCCCUUGGUGCCCAAGCGUUGAUGGCAACUGGAAUGGCAGACGAUGCAAAAGGCGAGACUGAGGAACACUUUCUCGAAUGGAAAGAGCGAGUCAUCCAUACGUUCAGCACAAAAUUAGGCUACACCGAGCGCGAUCCCGUGUACGAGCCAUCGCUGAAAGUAUUCGACGAUGAAUCGCUCGAGCCCAUCGAUCUCCAUCAUGGCGUACCUUCGAAUAAUGCUGCCUCUAGCAAGGGAAACACCGGCAUGUCUGCUGUGUAUUCACUUCCUGUGAAGACGACUAGGGAACUGUUUCAGGAUUCAGAGCAUCGCAACUGUAUCCACAUAGAGGUCGAUCUCAAUGAACAUCCCGAGCUGAGAUACAAGACUGGCGAUCAUCUCGGCGUCUGGCCCAUCAAUCCGGAUAUCGAAGUCGGCAGACUCCUACACGUGCUUGGUUUGACUGAGCGACCACGGGUGCCGAUCACCAUCUUAUCUUUAGAUGAUGACGUGAAGGUCAAAAUUCCUACACCCACCACUCUGGAGGCUUUGCUCGGUCACUACCUAGAGAUAUGUGCUCCCAUCUCGAGAGGCACGAUUGCCUCACUCCUGCAGUUUGCACCCACACGUGCCAUCAAAGACUUUCUGGCACCAUUGACUGACAAAAGAAAAUUUGCCAACUUUACCGGCUCGAGGUAUAUCAAUUUGGGAAGACUUCUCGAGCUGACCACCAAAGAGGAAGGCGUCUGGAGCGCGCUUCCACUAUCGUUUAUUGUCGAGACUUUGCCCGUGAUGCAACCAAGAUAUUACUCUAUUUCUUCAUCCUCGGCCGUCACCCCAAGAACUGCAGCCCUUACAGUUGUCAUUUCUGACACUGUCUUGAACGGUCCAGCUGAACGCAUACCCGGCCUCUCCACCAACUAUCUUUUGGCUCUCAAGACGUCGUUGGCGCGUGAUGAUGAUUCAAAAUCUCGCGGCCGAAACCUCGAUUAUUCUCUCAAUGGUCCUGAAGACUCGCUGGUGGGCGGCCGUAUCCAUGCUCAUGUCCGCAAUUCCAACUUCAAGCUGCCGGUGUCAGCCUCGCACCCAAUAAUUAUGAUCGCGGCAGGUACCGGCAUUGCACCUUUCCGAGCUUUCUUGCAGGAACGCGAACGCAUGCAAGCGAUGGGCAAAGAAGUGGGGACCAUGCUUCUCUUUUUCGGCUGCCGUAACCCACACCAAGAUCUUAUAUAUGCAUCCGAGCUGGCAGAGUUGCAGAAGCAAUUCAGCGGCAUUUUCAGACUGGUGGUUGCAUUUUCUCGUGCUGAUGACGAACGCGAGAGAGCAUAUGUUCAACAUCGCGUUGCUGAGCACGCAGAGACAGUGUGCAAGCUACUCGUCGACGACAAUGCAAAUUUAUAUAUUUGCGGUUCAGCAGCCAUGGCGAGGGAUGUGUCUAAUACCAUCAAUCAGGAGUUAUGUGGAAGGUUUCAGUGGACGGAGGAGGACUGCAGAGGUUUUGCCGAUAAGCAAAAGAAAUUCAAAAGAUGGCAGCAGGAUGUUUGGGGGUGA